Cynara cardunculus var. scolymus (artichoke) is the source of this 3007-nucleotide messenger RNA. Its product is annotated as kinesin-like protein NACK1. Gene Ontology annotation, biological process: microtubule-based movement. The record is from RefSeq and is a predicted model, not a curated record. NCBI's taxonomy places the organism in Eukaryota, Viridiplantae, Streptophyta, Magnoliopsida, Asterales, Asteraceae. The transcript has 14 exons. The coding region runs from base 1 to 2874 and encodes 957 amino acids. Gene Ontology annotation, molecular function: ATP binding; microtubule binding; microtubule motor activity.
AUGACAGUAAGGAGUAUUCCUGGUACACCGGCUUCAAAAAUUGAAAGAACACCAAUUUCAACACCUGGAGGGUCAAGAGUCCGGGAAGAGAAAAUCGUUGUAACAGUAAGGGUGAGACCUUUAAACAAAAGGGAACAAUUGGCCAAAGACACUGUAUCCUGGGAAUGCAUUGAUGAUCAUUCAAUUGUAUAUAAACCACUCCCUCAAGAGCGUGUAGCUCAACCAGCUUCCUUUACAUUUGAUAAAGUCUUUGGCCCUGCAACAAUAACAGAAACUGUCUAUGAGAAAGGAGUGAAGACCGUUGCUUUAUCUGCUCUAAUGGGCAUCAAUGCAACCAUAUUUGCAUAUGGUCAAACAAGUAGUGGGAAGACCUAUACCAUGCGAGGAAUCACAGAAAAAGCUGUCAAUGAUAUUUACCAGCACAUAAUGCAUACUCCAGAAAGGGACUUCAGAAUAAAAAUAUCAGGCUUAGAGAUCUACAAUGAAAAUGUAAGGGACUUGCUGAAUUCGGAAUCUGGACGCAGUCUCAAGCUUUUAGAUGAUCCAGAGAAAGGAACAGUAGUUGAGAAGUUAGUGGAGGAAACAGCAACUGAUGAUCAACAUUUAAGAAAUUUAAUCAGCAUUUGUGAAGCUCAAAGACAAGUUGGUGAAACUGCUCUGAAUGAUACUAGUUCCAGAUCACACCAGAUAAUAAGACUGACAAUUGAAAGUACACUCCGGGAGACUUCAGACUGCGUGAGGUCCUUUGUCUCAAGCCUGAACUUUGUAGAUUUAGCUGGAAGUGAGAGAGCAUCACAGACAAAUGCUGAUGGUGCCAGGCUCAGGGAAGGCUGCCAUAUCAACCUUAGCUUGAUGACUCUAACAACUGUGAUUAGGAAGCUGAGUGUUGGAAAGCGAAGUGGUCAUAUACCAUACAGGGACUCUAAGCUCACUCGGAUACUACAACACUCGCUAGGUGGUAAUGCCCGUACUGCCAUCAUAUGCACUUUGAGCCCAGCUUCUAGCCAUGUCGAACAAUCCAGGAAUACUCUUUUCUUUGCUACCCGAGCAAAGGAAGUAACAAAUAAUGCCCAAGUUAACAUGGUUGUUUCAGACAAACAAUUGGUUAAGCAUUUGCAGAAGGAAGUUUCCAGGCUGGAAGCUGAGUUGCGGACUCCCGAUCCAUCAAAUGAAAAAGAUUCUAAAAUUCGUCAGAUGGAAAUGGAAAUCGAGGAAUUGAGGAGACAGAGAGAUCUUGCACAGUCAGAGGUCGAUGAGUUACGUCGUAAACUUCAAGAAGAACCAAAGAUAUUAAAGCCACAAGAAUCUCUAGUUCCAUUGGCAAAGAAAUGUCUCUCAUUCUCCGGGACAUUACCAUCAGUCCUUGAAGGCAAGGAACCAACCCGUUUUGAAAGAACAAGAAACACAACGGUUAGGCAGAGUAUGCGGCAAUCUUCAACUGCUCCAUUCACACUCAUGCACGAAAUUAGGAAACUCGAACACCUCCAGGAGCAACUUGGUGAAGAAGCAAAUCGAGCACUAGAAGUGCUCCAAAAGGAGGUAGCUUGUCAUAGACAAGGUAACCAAGAUGCUGCAGAAACCAUCGCUAAAUUGCAGGCGGAGAUACGGGACAUGUGUUCAGUCCGGCCAACACCAAAAGACGUUGAUGUUGAAAAUAUGGUCCCUGUUAACAAAAGCGUUAGUGCUAACCUCAAAGAAGAAAUAACCAGACUUCAUUCUCAAGGAAGCAACAUUGCGAACCUUGAAGAACAGCUGGAAAAUGUUCAAAAGUCGAUUGACAAAUUGAUAAUGUCACUUCCAAGUAACAAUGAUCAACAAGAUGAAGCACCAGUGAAGGCCAAAAACUCGAAGAAGAAAAAGUCUCCUUUGACUUCAAGCAAUGCUAUCAACAAGCCAAACUUUAUAAGAUCUCCAUGCUCGCCUUUGUCAUCUACUCGGCAAGUAUGUGAUACAGAAACUGAAAAUAGAGUCCCUGAAAAUGAUGAAACUGUCCCUAGUAACACACAGAAAGAAACUCCUUUAAAGGGUGAGGAAGGUGGAGAUGUGUCAUCAAAGGAAGGUACUCCACAUCGACGUUCAAGUUCUGUUAACAUGAGGAAGAUGCAGAAAAUGUUUCAAAAUGCAGCAGAAGAGAAUGUAAGAAGCAUUAGAACAUAUGUAACAGAGUUAAAAGAACGUGUAGCCAAGCUGCAAUACCAAAAGCAGCUACUUGUUUGUCAGGUGCUUGAGCUAGAAGCUAAUGAAGCAGCUGGAUAUGAUCUGGAGAAUGAUGAGAACACAGCAGAUAUAGCAGAGGAGUCCCCAGUUCCAUGGCAUGUAACAUUUAGGGAGCAAAGGCAGAAGAUAAUAGAGUUAUGGGAUGUUUGUUUUGUGUCGAUUAUCCAUAGAACCCAGUUCUAUAUGUUGUUUAAAGGAGACCCUGCUGAUGAAAUAUACAUGGAAGUUGAGCUUAGACGACUCAAUUGGCUACAACAACAUUUAGCUGAACAUGGCAAUGCAACCCCAUCCCGUGGUGCAGAAGAGCCCACAAUCUCCAUAUCAUCAAGUCUUAAAUCACUGAAGCGCGAACGUGAGUUCCUAGCAAAGCGGUUAACAACACGUUUAACAACCGAGGAGCGAGAAUUGUUGUACAUGAAAUGGGAUGUUCCAUUGGAGGGAAAGCAAAGAAGGAUUCAAUUCAUAAGCAAACUGUGGACCAAUCCUCAAGACUCUGCCCAUGUACAAGAAAGUGCUGAGAUUGUUGCAAAGCUGGUCGGUUUUCGUGAAGGUGGGAACUUGUCUAAAGAAAUGUUUGAGCUCAACUUUGUGCUUCCAUCUGAUAACAGACCUUGGAUCAUGGGAUGGAACCCGAUCUCUAACCUCCUUAAUUUGUGAGAGCCAAAGGCACAAAGUUAUUCUUUAUUUGCAAGUAAGAAUGCAUUCAUUCUUAAUUACUUUCUUUUGAAUGUACAUGAUGAAUCUUUACUGUUCUUCUUCUUCCUUCCAUUAUUUAUGGUCCGGAAAAUGC